Molecule: messenger RNA, 4543 nt
Organism: Gavia stellata (red-throated loon)
Lineage: Eukaryota; Metazoa; Chordata; Aves; Gaviiformes; Gaviidae
Gene: LYRM4
Product: LYR motif containing 4
Exons: 3
Coding region: 17-286 (89 amino acids)
Biological process (GO): iron-sulfur cluster assembly
Cellular component (GO): L-cysteine desulfurase complex; mitochondrion
Source: RefSeq, a predicted model, not a curated record
GCUUGGUGUCGGCAACAUGGCAGCGUCCAGCCGGGCCCAGGUGCUGCGGUUGUACCGGGCCCUGCUGCGGGAGAGCCAGCGCUUCGGCGGCUACAACUACAGAAUGUAUGCCAUCAGAAGGAUAAGAGAUGCCUUCAGAGAAAACAAGAAUAUAAAGGAUUCUGAAAAAAUAGAAGAACUAGUGAAUAAAGCCAAAGCAAACCUAGAGGUUAUUCAUCGGCAGGUUACUAUUGGCCAGCUGUAUUCCACGCAGAAAUUGGUUAUUGAGAGUCCAGGAAACACAUAGCUAUGAGAAGACUCUGAUCCUGAAGCAACACUGGACCAUCUUCAGCAUCCUACAGUGCCACAUACAGAUGCGUAAACUCACUGCACAUGUCUGAGCUUUUUUGUUCAGCGGAAGAAAUGCCCGAGAGACUCAGUUUUUGGCAACCAAAGUACUAUUUUCUAAUGGUUCACAUGUUCUAAAAUAUAUUGCUGUGAUUUAUAAUAGCACGUAAGGUAGUCUUGAAAUGUAUGCUUGUAUGUCCCAUGUGAUGGAACAGUUCCUGCCCUACUUUGACAAUAAAACUUCAUUAAACUACCUGUAACCAGAUACAUUAUUCUGUUACUGACCUUGUCUCUCACUGAGCACAAAACGUGUUAGAUUUAAAACCCCUCACCCAGUUACUAAGUUCUUAUUGAUCCUGUUUCAUUUAAAAAUAUACAGCAUCUGAACUGAAUGACUAAAUACAUAGUUCAUUUUAAAUAUUAAAACCAGAGGUUAUGAGCUUUCAUCUCCUGGACCUUGAUACUUACAAAUACCACAAGCUGCGUUGUGUGUUUUCUUUAAAGAGCAUCCCUUCACAUUUCAGGAGGUGACACAAAAAUUUCGCUAGUUCUUUCUUUAGUUUCCAAGAGUUAAUAACCAGUCUCAUCCUACUUUUAACAACUAACAGAUCACAAUAGCAGAAUGUAAGACUUGCAUCACCGAGGCUUGGGAGCUUUAAAAUAUAUUUUCACCACCAAGUCCUUUUCUGAAUUUGUUAAGGUGCAGCUAUUAGCAGAAAGUACCAUGCCACUUUAUGCAAGGUUUCUCUUUUUCACAAAGCUCCUGAAUUUUGCAGGAGAAAAAAAACCUUACUAUGACAAUAACUGAAGUGCUCUAAGUCAUGAAUUGGCAGCAAGCUUUGCCUAGCAAAAGUGAAACACUCUGUAUAGCAUUUUAUUGCUUAUUAUUAAAUCUGUGGAAUAAUCAACACUUCUAAGACAAUAUGUUUAAAAAAAAAAGCAAAAAUUUUGAUCAGGUUCUGUUCAAGUCAUUGCCAUGCUUGAAUUUGUUUUCUGAUAGAAAUUUGCAGAAAAAUUAAGCAGUGCAAAGCUUUUUUUAAUGGCAUACAGAAAAAAGCUUCCUUUUUUUUCAGGGGAUUGUUGUGGGGUUUUUUAAAGAAGAGAAACUCAAAACUAGUUCCAUGACACUGUGGCCUUUAAAAACCUCCCCUUUUUUUCCUUGCUUCCCAAAAUUCAUCUUUGUUUAGAACGUCUAUUGUUUUGUGUUGUUCAUGCUGUGUGACGACAUUAUGAAAGCAGGGGAUAGACUAAGUGUCUAAUUUAGAACAAAUUCCCAUUCCUCACUACCAUUUAAAGUGUAUUUUAUAAUUUUGUACAGUUAGAUUGAAAUGUAUAGUAACACAUUCCAUUAACAAUAUAGUGUACAGAGUAAGAUACUGUGACUACCUGAGACUACAAAUGUAGCCUCCAUUCUCACUUUCAAAUAAAAGGCAAAUACAGUAAUAAUUCUCCUCGUAUUAGGUGUACAAGUAUUGCAUUGUAAAUUGUGUUUAGUGAACAUUUUAUUAAAAUGGAAUUUAAUUAUUCUAAUAGGUAAAAUACAUUAGAUUCUGUAUUUUAAAUCUCCACAUUCCAACUGGAUAAUUAAGUGCACUUAAGUUAAUGGUGAAAGUGUAGGGGAAGAAAGGUUUGAUUACUAUUUCAGCUUCCAGUGAACUCAAAGAAAUGUAAUAAUAUCUUAUGCUUUUAGAGGACACAGGCUUGGAAGGGCUGCCAGUUUUAGACUCUAAGGAACUUGGUCCCUAAAAUAACACAUGCAAAAUCCGUGUUUAAAACAGCUUAAUUACUGGAACAAGCACUGCAUACCAUUGCAAGAUCUGAGAAUGUAUGCUAGGACACAAAAUAAAUGUCCUUAUAAAUAGUGUAGCCCUAAUUUAUAAAGAGGGACAACUCCACCAGUAACAUUUUUACUAUUUAAAUCUAUGUUUUCACCAUGUUUACAUAAAAAUAAGAGUUUGUUUUCAAAUAGAGACCUUUUAAACACAUAAUCAUUUCUUCCAAAAUACCAGUACCUUUCCAGUGAAGUUCCUUACUGUUUAGUUUCCACCAAGAAUACAGAUGUAGAUGGCACAUGCUGUCUUAUAGGUGUGCAGUAAUGGGAAUGUGAAAUUCCUUAUUAAUUCCAUUAGAAGUAUGAAGGCGAUUUCUUCUCCAUUAAUGCCUGAAAAUUCUGUUGUUAAGUUUUGGUGGUAGAUACAACACUACUGCUCUCCUAAUUCAUGCCAUCUGCUCCUACUUUGUGUCUCAUGGUUACCGCUCAGAUUCUCUCUCCCUUAACCAUUUAUACCUGCAGAGGAACACUAGUAACCUUCAGGAUAUAUUCUACAGAGAGGACCUAUCAAGAAAAAUAUAAAUAAAAUUCAGGCUCUGUAAUCUCCCUCUCUCCCCAAUCUGUAGUGCAGAGGUUAAGACAGCUCACCUUCUCAGUCAAGGAAAAAUUAGUUCCUAUUGCAAAUUAACCGUCAGCUUACCAUACAGUAUUUAUACAUUACUUAUUAGAAGUAACAUAAGAAAACUGCUGCUAAGGACCAAACACCUGUAUAAUACUAUCUAACUUGUUAACAAAAGUGCAAAGCUAGCAAAGGUAUUAGCAUUCAGUACUCAAACCAUCACUGCAUUUUAGAUGUCCGUUCCCUCUCCGUUUCAGAUUCCUUUCCUCACCAACACACAUGUAAGUACACCCUCCAUUAGUGUCAUGUGCCUAUCAGUUGUACAUGAUUGUAAAAUAUCUAGAAAUAUGUUUUUUCCGUCCCUAAUGUCCAUUUGAAGUAAUUUUGUCAUAACAUACCCAGUUCUGCAUAAAAACAGAGCCUAUCAAAUGCUUUGUCUUUGGAAUCUACAAACUAUGGAAGGAAAAUACUUAGAAACCACAUCUGUAUUAGGAAGUCCAGCGCAGAAAUAAUAUUUGGAGGCUGGGAUGACUUUAGUAUUAUGUUCGUAUCCACUUGCCCUGUUCUUACUCUUGGCUAGGCAUAUGCUCAUCAUCCCUGAUGGAGACAGUGGAGAGCUGGCACUGUGGUCCAGCCUCAGAGUUGCUGGGCUCUUACAGCUGCACCUUCUGUGCUUCACCAGCUCCGUUUAUGUUGCAAUACUCAUUAAAUCUCUCUCUUGGCAUGCUGUCAGGAGCUUUGUUGAAUUUUGUCAAAGCAGUGUCAACAACAGGAAUAGUUAAAACACAAAGGAAUGAUCCCAUGACUUAUGUACAAUGUCCACUAUUAUAAAAUAAUAGUAUAAAAUAGUAUAAAAUAAUAUAUAAAAUAAUUUUUCCUUAGAAUAGAAGGGAGCUCAAUAAAUACCUUUACUAAAGCUGCAAUGUCUUAGCAAAACAAACUUGCUUUUGUAUUUUAUUAAAAACGUUUGUCUGUUCCUGAUCUCAACAAUUUAGCAAACUAUUGACCUCAGCAGUAUGCACCAAAAUUUUAAUGUUUACAUAUACUGAAGUUUGUCAUGACUUCUACAGUAUAAACUUGGAAACAGCACUCUGAAGGAAAAAGAACAAUUUGUUUAAUAUUAGUAACCAUUUAAAGGACAGGCAUUUCUGUUGUGUGUUACGACUUCUCAGGAGAUUUUACUGCAGUUGAAAGCUCAGUUGCAAAACGCCCAGAUGCAUCAGAGCUGCAGCUAUCCUGGAGGAAAGCAGCCCAAGACAGUAGCAUGUGAACACUUCACAUACACUGUUGAAAUAGGCCAAGAAGGAUUUUAACUUACGACUCACAUUUCUAGGAAGGUGUUUCUAUAUAAAACUUCACCAAGUUUCCAGGCAUUAAAAGCAUUACUUUCACCCUCUAACAUCAGCAGGUAGAAGAGUAAUUUUAUGGAGAAGCACCAGCCCCUCAACUGACUUCCUGCAGUGCAACGUAAAUGCAUCUCUCCAGAUACCCAGCAAGGACCAUACGUACACAUAAACAGAGCCGUGAAAGGGCUGUGCGCUGUUUUCCUGAGUUUUCCAUAAUGAUCUACAGUGAAAUCCUGGCAUUAUUCAAGUCAGGAGUAUACUGAUCGCUUUGUUUCACAGUUCUUGACACAGGCAUAAUUAUUUCAUACUCUUAGGAUUGUUUUGCUUGAUGACCUUUAUAAAAAAAAAAGGAAGGUGCGUAGCUCUUUUACUGAUCGUUUACAUGCUUACUUUUUCUUUUUUCAGUGUUUUAGAAUAUAUGAAUAGGGCAUGAACCCUUAAUGUGGAAGCAGGAAAAAAGGGAGAAGCCAAUAAUUCUUC